AUUAUAUGUAAUGACAUUGUUUGCCACGAAAAAAACUAUGUAGUGAAUCUUUUUAGAAACUGCGUUACCCACUCCAGUCAGCAGACGGCGAAGUCUUUCAGGUGAUGCUUCUCGCGUGACGUAUAAUGUAGUGGACACACGGGUUUCCACUAGUUACCACAGCCACAAUGUCAACAUUGGCUAUAUCGAAAGAUUAAUGAAAACAAACAUUUUCUUUUUGGUCUUAAUUUAGGGUGUGGCAUAAUGUUAGCAAUGUGGUUAGCGUUAAGGUUGAAAUCUAAUUUUAAGAAGAUAAAUUGUGGGAAUGGGUGGGGUUUAUGACUUUGUGGCUGUGGUAACUAGUGACGACCGACUGCGUUGGACGCGUCUUCAACAACACCGCUAAAUCAUCUCUGUAGCUUGUUAGCCAACAUGAAAUACAAACAUUGAAGCUCUGUAGACCAUUUUUGUGUAGCUACACGAAUCUCGGUGAUUUAAACACAGUUCUUUUAACGUUUCUACUAGUUCAAUUAAACGUGAUUUGCUUGCUAAAUUUGCACAUGUGUUACCGGGCCUAGCAUUAGGGUAGUCGCUAAUGCUAACUAGCUAACAUCCCUGACAAUGAGUUCACUAAGCUACUCUCCCCCUGCUAAUGAAGAGGAGGUCUGCUGGACGGAGAAAGCAGCUCUGGGGAUGAACAUCGUCAUUAAAGAAGAAGAGGAGGAUAUUACAGUGAUAGGAACGGAAGAAGCUUGUCGAAUUAAAACAGAGGAAGUGGGGAUAGAGGCUGUCACAGUGGAAGAAGAGGUAGAAGCUUUCAGAAUAAAAAAGGAGAUGGCUUCCUCUAUCACAUUGAAAGAAGAGCCUUUUGGAGUGAAGGAGGAGUCAAUAACAUUGAAAGAAGAGAAACCUUUUGGGGUGAAAGAGGAGGAGGAGACAGAAGAUCCGGUUAACACUGAUCCAAAAACGAGGCAAUAUGCAGUUUCCUGGCCCUCCCAGAGCUCUACAGUGAAGGAGGACAUCAGAAAGAUACAGGAAGAAGCUAAUGUGACACCCGUGUGUCCCAGACAGUUUGGUGGUGAUGACGAUGCUAUUCACUGCGACAAAGAAUGGGACGUGAAAGACAAGGAUUGGUUUCCUAGCAACAGGCUGAAGGCGGAGUUGGCUCCAGAGAGCCACACCCCAGAGCAGAGGGGGAGUGGUGACAUGUCUUUCCCUCUCCCAGAGGCCCCAGGUCGUGCCUCUCCCACUGUUGCCUUACUGUGGGGUCUGAAGAGGGUGUCUGUGCGGCUGGUCGACUGCAGGAAAACACCGGGUCUGAGUGGAACUGUGAGAGGAGGAGAAGAGGGAGAUUCAGAUUCAAACCGAUGCUGGACCUAAGACUGCACUCAACAAACUGUAUGAGGCCAUAAGAAAACAGGAAAAAGCUCAUCCAGAGGCGGCGCUCCUAGUGGCCAGGGAGGGAACUGCAGGGAAACUUAAAUCUGUUUGAUCUCAUUUCUACCAGCAUGUUAAAUGUGCAACCAGAGGGGAAAAUUCUCUAGACCACCUUUACUCCACACAGAACGCACGGGGACUGGUGGUGUAGUUGAGUGAGAUGCCUACCUCUACCAAAAGACAGUAAAUGUCCCUGCUGUUGACAAUGGGACCAGUUUAUUCCGAUAAUGGAGGAGGUAGAACAUCAGACUGAUGACGGGUCUCACCCUAGAGUGGAUGUUGAGGGGAGAAUAUCUAGGUCAAGGCCAACGACGGGUCCUCACCCUGGAGUGGAUGCUGAGGGGAGAACAUCUAGGUCGAGGCCAACGACGGGUCCUCACCCUGGAGUGGAUGUUGAGGGGAGAACAUCUAGGUCAAGGCCAACGACGGGUCUCACUCUGGAGUGGAUGUUGAGGGGAGAACAUCUAGGUCAAGGCCAACGACGGGUCCUCACCCUGGAGUGGAUGUCGAGGGGAGAACAUCUAGGUCGAGGCCAACGACGGGUCCUCACCCUGGAGUGGAUGUUGAGGGGAGAACAUCUAGGUCAAGGCCAACGACGGGUCCUCACCCUGGAGUGGAUGCUGAGGGGAGAACAUCUAGGUCAAGGCCAACGACGGGUCCUCACCCUGGAGUGGAUGUCGAGGGGAGAACAUCUAGGUCGAGGCCAACGACGGGUCCUCACCCUGGAGUGGAUGUUGAGGGGAGAACAUCUAGGUCAAGUCCAACGACGGGUCCUCACCCUGGAGUGGAUGUUGAGGGGAGAACAUCUAGGUCAAUGCCAACGACUGGUGAUCCCAGCUUUUGGUGGCAGCAGUUAUAUCUAACUACCCCGACCCCAACAGCAGUUAUAUCUAACUACCCCGACCCCAACAGCAGUUAUAUCUAACUACCCUGACCCCAACAGCAGCUACAUUGGAUUCCAGGAAGCUGAGGCUCAUAGCGUCUUAUACGAAUAACAUUUUCAAUAAAUAACAUUGUAGUUAAAAAAAUUAUGAACAAUUUAAUGCACAUCAACUACCUAGUACCCCUACACUUCAACUACCUAGUACCCCUACACAUCAACUACCUAGUACCCCUACACUUCAACUACCUAGUACCCCUACACAUCAACACAGUACUGGUACCCCUGUGUAUACAGCCAUGUUAUUACCUCGUACCCCUACACAUCAACUCAGUACUGGGACUCUGUGUUUACAGCCAUGU
Oncorhynchus mykiss (rainbow trout) is the source of this 2658-nucleotide messenger RNA. NCBI's taxonomy places the organism in Eukaryota, Metazoa, Chordata, Actinopteri, Salmoniformes, Salmonidae. The record is from RefSeq and is a predicted model, not a curated record.